Molecule: messenger RNA, 546 nt
Organism: Eimeria mitis
Lineage: Eukaryota; Apicomplexa; Conoidasida; Eucoccidiorida; Eimeriidae
Exons: 3
Coding region: 1-546 (181 amino acids)
Source: RefSeq, a predicted model, not a curated record
AUGCAUACAUUCAGCAACACCAGCAGCAGAAGCAGCAACAACAGCAACUGCUGCAGCAGCAGCAGCAACAGCACCACCACCACCAUCAGCAGCACCAUCACCAUCACCAUCUGCAGCAGCAGCAGCAACAGCAGCAACAGCAGCAGCAGCAGCAGCAGCAGCAUUAGCAGCAGCAGCACCACCACCAGCACCAGCACCAUCAGCAGCAGCAGCAGGCAGCAGCACCAACAGCAGCACCAGCACCACCACCACAACCACCACCACCACCAUCAGCAGCAGCAGCAGCAGCAGCAGCAGCACCAACAGCAGCACCAGCAGCACCACCACCACCAUCAGCAGCAGCAGUACCAGCAGCACCAGCAACAGCAGCACCACCACAACCACCACAACCACCACCUUCAGCAGCACCAGCAGCAGCAGCAGCACCACCAUCAGCAGCACCAGCAGCAGCAGCAGCAGCAGCAGCAGCAGCAGCAGCAGCAGCAGCAGCAGCAGCAGCAUGCAUGCAGAAAUUUUGAGGAGCAGCCUGGAGUGUUGGCUGCGUAG